AGCUUGCUGGCUGAUGAUGGGAAGUGGAAGUGUGAAGUGUGCGCACUCAAGUGGGAUGUGAAGGUCAUCAAAUGCAAGGCCUGUGAAGCUUUUCAACCCGGGCUUUCAGAAGAGGCCAUUGCAAAGAUGAAGGCUGAGGAGGAGACAUGCCAAGCGGAAGCAGUAGCCAAAUUUCAAUCACCCACUGAUGUGAAACCCACUGGCUUCAGUUUUGGUGCAGCAAGCACCGGGGGCAGUGGCUUUGGAACAUCUACAGCUCCUGUUGUUUUCGGAUUUGCACAGGGCGAUGCCACGUCAAGCGCCGGCUUUGCCGGCUUUCAGCCAAGCACAAGUAGCACCUUUCAGCCCAGCGGCACCGGUUUCUCAGCAGGCACAGGCUUCUCAGCAGGUGCCACCACCUUUGGCUUUCCACCACAGGAAACGAGUGUUGGAACUCUGACAUUUGGGUUUGGUGGCUCAACUUCUAGCUCUUCAGCUCCGGUUUUUGGUUUUGGCACAGUUGGCGCCUUUGGAGUUGAUGGAGCUCCCUCUGAGACCAAGAAGCUGGAGGAACUUCCAGACUUUGCACGAGAAGAUGAGGUCCCCGUAGGCGAUGUCUUUGUGCAUGGCAGUGGCGAAUGUGACCAACUUGGCUUGGGAGAUGACACGCGGGAACGCAGAAAGCCUACUCUGUUGAAAGCUCUGGUUGGCAAACAUGUUUGCGAGAUUGCUGUCGGUGCGAUGCAUGUUCUUUGUGUUUCUGCUGGCGGGGGGGCUGUACAGCUGGGGCUGCAACGAUGAUGGUGCUUUGGGAAGAGUGUCGUCUGACGGUUCAGAUGGAGGCCCGUCAGAUGUGGAGCCACACCAAGUGAGCAUGCCAAGUGGGGUAGCAGUUCGAAAGGUAUCUUGCGGAGAUUGCCACAGCUGUGCUCUAGAUGAUCGUGGCCGUGUAUGGCUGUGGGGAACCUACAAGGACUCCAAUGGCUACAUCGGCAUUGUGCACAAGAGAAAGCAAGAAUCCGAAGUCUUGGAGAAGAGUUCUGAGCCUGCUUUAGCUGUUGAGGGCUGUUCUGCCAUAGCCAGUGGUGCCAAUCACACAGUGGCGCUGGUGGAAACAGCUGGUGGACGCAAGGUUCUGGCCUGGGGCUCCAAUGCCACUGGGCAGUUGGGGUUGCUAGACAACGUUGGCUGCGGCUUUUCUGAAAGUGUUCUAUCUGGCAGUGAUCUAGAAGGACUGACUGCCCGUGAGGGUGGUGGCUGUGAGGUCAAAGGAGAAGCCGUAGUGCGAUUGUUAGAUUCCAAUGGCAAUGAAAAGAAUGCCGACAAAAUGACAGUUGCAGAACUCCAGCAAGCACUCUCGGCAGGGACAUCGAUAGUGGUGCAGAGGCCAGACAGAGAGGUACCCAAGACCGAAAAGAAGAAAUUGCUGCACCCGCAGGAAAUGUGCUUGAGUGCUUCCGGAAUAGAACCCUCCAACGUCGAAGGGGCCUUUGCCAGCGCCGAAUGCACCUUCAUCAUAGCCAAGGAUGGCUCUAUAUUUGGUUGUGGUCUGAAUGGUGAUGGGCAAGUGGGACUUGGCUUUGCCAGCAUGGCAGUGCAAACUCUCAAAGCUGUGCGACGCGUGCGGCAAGCGUCCUGGCUGGGUGGUGGAUUGCAUAGCACAGCUGCUCUUGCUGAUGGUCGUGUUUUCUCGUGGGGCAAGGCAGAAGAGAGUGGCCUUGGUCUUGGGGAGAAGGACCCUCCGGUGCUAGAACCUAGAGAAGUUACAGGACUUCCCAGAAUACGAGCUUUGCGGUGUGGUGGGCAUCAUAUGCUCGCGAGCUCAGUGGAUGGAGAUGUGUUUGUUUGGGGAUGUGGUCUCACACAUCAACUUGGGAACCGACCACGAGAUGUGUCAAAUCCCGUGGACAUUGAUGAUGAACCCGAGGAUGAGUUGAGGCCAUACAGACUAUCCUCCAAACAGCUGGAGAAGCGGUUUGUGAUGAUUGCAGAUGGUGGUGCUCAGCACACAGUGGAGCUGGCGUGGGACUCUUCUUACAGUAAGCUGGA
This is a messenger RNA of Durusdinium trenchii, 2028 nucleotides long. Lineage: Eukaryota; Dinophyceae; Suessiales; Symbiodiniaceae. The record is from the annotation of a GenBank genome assembly.